Ostrinia furnacalis (Asian corn borer) is the source of this 4879-nucleotide messenger RNA. It is a transcript of the gene AP-2alpha, whose product is annotated as adaptor protein complex 2, subunit alpha. The record is from RefSeq and is a predicted model, not a curated record. Lineage: Eukaryota; Metazoa; Arthropoda; Insecta; Lepidoptera; Crambidae. The coding region runs from base 228 to 3017 and encodes 929 amino acids. Gene Ontology annotation, cellular component: AP-2 adaptor complex; membrane coat. The transcript has a single exon. Gene Ontology annotation, molecular function: clathrin-cargo adaptor activity. Gene Ontology annotation, biological process: clathrin-dependent endocytosis; intracellular protein transport.
UCAGUUUUCAUAAAUCUAUGGUAAUGGAAGGCGUUGUAGAAGAAAGCUCAUCUUCGUUUUGUGGUACUUACAAUUUAAUGACGGCGGCUGAUUGAUUAGUUGGAAGUCGAAGUGCAAUUACGGAAAUUACACCCCCUACAUUGGUGCCGGUCACUUGGUAGUGGAUUUUUUCGUUGGAAGAGUAAAGAAAAGGCAUAAAACUGGUGUUCGAUAAGUCACUUGGCAAUAUGCCUGCCGUUAGGGGCGAUGGAAUGCGAGGACUCGCAGUCUUCAUAUCUGAUAUACGGAACUGUAAAAGUAAAGAAGCAGAAAUUAAGAGGAUCAACAAGGAAUUGGCUAAUAUUCGAAGCAAGUUUAAAGGCGACAAAACACUUGAUGGAUAUCAAAAGAAAAAGUAUGUCUGCAAGCUCCUGUUUAUCUUUCUCCUGGGCCAUGACAUCGACUUCGGGCAUAUGGAAGCUGUGAACUUGCUUUCCUCCAACAAAUACUCAGAGAAACAGAUUGGGUAUCUAUUCAUAUCUGUUCUUGUGAAUACUAACAGUGACCUGAUUAAGCUCAUCAUUCAAAGUAUCAAGAAUGAUUUGCAGUCCCGUAAUCCCAUCCAUGUCAACCUGGCCUUGCAGUGUAUCGCAAACAUCGGUAGUAAAGAUAUGGCUGAAGCUUUCGGCACUGAGAUUCCCAAACUACUUGUAUCUGGGGACACUAUGGAUGUUGUCAAGCAAUCUGCUGCACUUUGCCUCCUCAGAUUGUUUCGUAAGUCUCCUGAAAUAAUACCUGGAGGUGAGUGGACAUCAAGAAUUAUACAUCUUUUGAAUGAUCCACACAUGGGUGUGGUUACUGCUGCUACAUCUCUGAUAGAUGCACUUGUCAAGAAAAAUCCUGAAGAGUACAAAGGAUGUGUCACACUUGCAGUGGCAAGGCUGAGCCGCAUUGUUACAGCUAGCUACACAGACCUCCAGGAUUAUACAUAUUACUUUGUACCAGCACCAUGGCUUUCUGUGAAGUUGUUAAGACUUCUCCAAAACUAUACACCUCCCUCCGAGGAACCUGGUGUAAGAGGCCGCCUAUCUGAAUGUUUGGAGACCAUAUUCAACAAAGCUCAAGAACCUCCCAAGUCAAAGAAAGUUCAACAUUCAAAUGCUAAAAAUGCUGUUCUAUUUGAAGCAAUAAGUCUUAUUAUUCACAAUGACAGUGAACCUAACUUACUGGUGCGUGCUUGUAACCAGUUGGGUCAGUUCUUAAGCAACCGGGAAACCAACUUGAGAUACUUGGCCCUUGAGUCAAUGUGCCAUCUUGCUACAUCAGAAUUUUCUCAUGAAGCUGUCAAAAAGCAUCAAGAAGUUGUUAUACUGUCAAUGAAAAUGGAAAAAGAUGUAUCAGUGAGACAGCAAGCUGUAGACUUGUUGUAUGCAAUGUGUGACAAAACAAAUGCAGAAGAAAUUGUUCAAGAAAUGUUAGCUUACUUAGAAACAGCUGACUACUCUAUUAGGGAAGAAAUGGUUUUGAAGGUGGCAAUAUUAGCAGAAAAGUAUGCUACAGAUUUCACAUGGUAUGUAGAUGUGAUUCUCAAUCUCAUUAGAAUUGCUGGAGAUUAUGUUUCAGAAGAAGUUUGGUACAGAGUCAUUCAAAUUGUGAUUAACAGAGAGGAGGUUCAAGGGUAUGCUGCCAAAACUGUUUUUGAGGCUUUGCAAGCUCCAACAUGCCACGAAAAUAUGGUUAAAGUGGGUGGAUACAUUCUGGGCGAAUUUGGUAAUCUAAUUGCUGGUGAUACAAGAUCUUCCCCUCAAGUUCAAUUUGAGCUUUUACACUCUAAAUAUCAUUUGUGUUCCGCAGCGACGCGCGCACUUUUGUUAUCAACAUACAUAAAACUGGUAAACCUUUUCCCAGAGAUUAAAAAUCGUGUGAAAGAAGUAUUCCGUGCUGAUUCCAACUUGCGUUCAGCAGAUGUUGAGCUACAACAGAGAGCAUCAGAAUAUUUGCAGCUUAGUAUUGUAGCAAGCUCAGAUGUUUUAGCCACAGUACUGGAAGAAAUGCCAGCAUUCCCAGAAAGGGAAUCAUCCAUUCUUGCAGUUUUGAAAAAGAAAAAGCCAGGACGUAUUCCAGAUGAUGUAAGAGAAUCUAAGAGUCCACAACCAAAUGCCAUGCCAGCUCCAAUUGUGAAUUCCACAAAUAAUACUAAUAACUCGAGUGCUGAUCUUCUGGGAUUAUCUACACCUCCUGGUACAACUGCUCCUUCAGCUGGUAAUGGGCUGCUGGAUGUUCUUGGUGAUUUGUAUACCACUCCCAAAAUAAGUCCAAAUACUGUGCAGCAAAAUAAUAUCAAAAAAUUCUUAUUCAAAAACAAUGGAGUACUCUUUGAGAAUGACAUUAUACAAAUAGGAGUCAAAAGUGAGUUCAGACAAAAUCUAGGGAGGAUUGGAUUAUUUUAUGGGAAUAAAGCUUCCUACCCUGUUCUAAACAUCCAUCCUGAGCUUCAGUGGGCAGACAUGCACAAACUUAAUGUACAGGUAAAGCCUAUGGAACCUGUCAUAGAAGCAGGAGCUCAGAUUCAGCAAAUGUUAACAGCAGAAUGCAUUGAAGACUUUAUUGAUACUCCAAGUAUGACUAUCACUUUUAACUAUAACAAUGUACCACAAAAAAUUACCUUAAAAUUGCCCCUUACUUUGAACAAAUUCUUUGAACCUACAGAAAUGAAUGGAGAGUCAUUCUUUGCUAGAUGGAAAAAUCUUGGUGGGGAACAGCAAAGAGCACAAAAAAUAUUCAAGGCACAGGGAGCCAUAGAUUUGUCUGCAACCCGCACCAAACUAUCUGGUUUUGGUAUGCAGCUUUUAGACGGCAUAGAUCCCAAUCCUGAAAAUUUUGUAUGUGCUGGUAUCGUGCACACUCGUGUCCAGCAAGUAGGUUGCCUCAUGAGAUUGGAACCCAACAAGCAAGCUCAAAUGUAUAGACUGACAGUAAGGUCGAGCAAAGAAACUGUGUCACAAGAAAUUUGUAACCUGUUAGCUGAUCAGUUUUAGUAUGUUUGCAUAGUAAAUGUAGCUGGACCACUAAUCUUGAACAACAUAAAAUGAAUGGAAUUUAUAGACAAUGGUAGAGGCAUAAACAUUCACAAUUAGAUGCUAAAUGUGGUUUUCUCUUCAGACACACCUAUGAACUAAGCACUGGAUCCAGUUAAUGAGAAAAAAAUCUUUAUGUACAUUUUAGUUUGCACUGUUAAUGGCUAAAUUUUGAAGUGGAGUCGCUAGAAUAGGUAUUUUAUACCAGAGAUCAAUUUUAUUUUUAUUAAAUUACAAAAGGUUUAUAUUUUAUAUCUAUGUUCUCGAUUACAUUGAAGCUUUGAUAAUGUUGUUAUGACUAAGCUGCUCAUAUUAAUUUAUAGUGAUCUAACACCGGUACAUAUUCAUUUUGGGUUUUUAAAUAAUUAUGUACAAAUAUGUUUAUCUUUAGUGUCCGUUAUCAUAUUGGUUAGUAAAAUACUUUAUAAAACAUUGUAUGGUGAACUAUCUUUGAUUUAUAUUUUAUUUUUUAUUCUUCAUGUUGAAAGCUAAUCCAAAUCAUGUUUAUUUAACAGAGUUCUACUAAUGUGUACUACUCUGAUAAUUUAACUUCCAUUUUUUUUAAUAUAAAAUGAGAUUAAACAUUAUUUAUAGUCAUUACAUCCUGUUUUAUGAACAGUGAUUGGUUAAACAGGAUGCGAAAUUAAUAUUUUUUAUCACGAAACUUUUAUGAAAAGGUAAUAUUUAUUCAAAUAAAUUAUUUUUCAAUCUCGGAACCGCGGCACCUUUCCAAUGUAAUGGAGUAUCUAUUUAUUAACCAAUCACUGGUUAUUAUUAAGUCCUUAUUUACUGCAACAGCCCCUUGGUGCGGGAGGUGAUGUGGUGACGUCAUGAAAUGUGUCGCGUUGCAAAUCAUGUUUCGGCGCUUUCGCCCCGCACCGCUUGGCGGCGCUACAGUCCUUAUCUCAACAGCAGUCUCGAACAAUUUUAUAAAACAAAAAUGUCUUUGCAUUUUCUUGCUAAGUGACUGCAUCGUAAUCUAUACUAUGCCUUGAUGUAUAAAGUUAGAUAUCACCUAAAACUCAUUUCAUAUUAUGCUUACCCAUUUAAGGUUUCUUAAUAAUAUUAUAUGAUAUGGAUGAGCAAUACCAAAAUCUAUGUAAAAAACUUUACCUAAACCACUUUUCAAAAUGUUGUAGUAAUUUAAUCAGUAAGCAAGGUAUUCUAUUAUCUUUUGAAAAUUUAAUUGUUACUGUUAUUGUAUGUAAUAAUAAAGUAUAGAAAUUGUGAUUAUACCAAAGUAGGUAAUUAAUAUUUUGUAAGAAGUGAUUUAUACAAAAUUUUCUUUAUAUAACAUAUCGGUCCUGAAGAAAAGGUAAUAUAUAACUUCAUAUAUGUUAUAAAAGUAUUUAUUGAAAAUAACAAAAGUAAUAUCGGGCUAAACUUUGUAACUGUUUAGUUUCUAUGUUUUCUUAUUCAAAAUAUAAUAAGUUUUAUUGUUUUAAACAAGUAGGUAGUAGCUGUGGUAGUAGUUGAUCCCAUACUCUUAAACCGUGUUAUAAAAUUGAAACAGUAUUUUUAAUUAUGGAAAAUGUAAGCAAGAAGCGCGCAUAAUAUUUACGUCCUACUACGACCAUCACGAAGUAUAAAUUUGAGGUUAAUAAUACUGUUUCAAUCUAAAUAUUGUUGCAUAGUUUCACAGACAUUCCUAUAAUUUAUAUAAAAUGUAUAUUUGUUAUAGUAACUCUCCUAUUUACUGCUAUAGUAUGUAUACCUACUUGCGUAAUAUUUGUCGUUUUUCAAGUAAGGAAGCAUGAAGCAUUAGAUUUUUUUGCUUUUGAUUUGUUGUCGGGAAUCUCACUAUAGACGAUUUAUUUUCUUAG